AUGGGACCAAAGGGAGGAGAAGGUGGCGAGCCAACAAUUGUUGGAAUGGAUCAAGUCAAAAAUAAAAAAGGUUUUGUUCACAAAACAAUGACUGAGAAUGGUGAAAUUGAUAUUCCGUAUUUAUUAGAGAAAAAUCCUAAAUUACGAAAAAAAAUAGAAGAAAGUCCCACGUUUGGAAACAGGGGUCUAUCCACAUAUGUGUCAGUUUCGCUCUUUCUUUUAGCUCCUGCGAUUCCUUUAUUAAUUAAUAGUACUAUUCCUUAUCGAAUGAGUAAAAAUGAAGUACAAUAUCUGCAAAAUCCAAGAAGAUAUAAAAGUACAAAAGGAAAAUCAAAAGAAAAUGAGACAAGUCGCUUUCGACAGGAAACUGAAAAAGAAUCUCAAAUAAUUUCAAGAGAUUUCACUAAUACUUCAACCUUGGAUCGAUCUUUACUUGAGAAAUCGAAAGAAUUUUCAGAACUUAUCGGAGAAAAUCAUUACGAACAAAUAGUUGAUCAACUCAAAAUAGAAGAACAAGAUUUUGAUAAUAAAAUAGCAAAUUAUCAAUCACAAGAACAUUCAUUAGAAAUUGAUCUUAAUUUAAAACAACAAAGUAUAACACAAUUAGAAACUGAAUUAAAUCAAUAUCAAAGUAGAUUGAAUCAAUUAAGACAGGAAAAUUUAGAAUCAAUGCAAGAAGAAGCAUUAAAAUUAGGAGAAGAACUUGAACUAAUCACUCGACAGCAAGAACUACGAGAUAAAAGAAAUGAAAAAGCAUUAACUCAAAAUAUUUCUGUUACUAAUUUACAAACAUAUUCAAAAUUUCAUGGUCAAUAUCAAGAAGAAUAUAAUAAAAUGAAAAAAUCUUUAAGUGAAUAUAAAAAUGUCAAAGAAAUUCUAUUGAAAAAAAAACAAGAAGAAAACGCUAAAAUAGAAAAUGAAUUAGCAAAAUUAACUAAGAAUUUAAAAGAGAAUAGAAAAAAAUUAAGUUAUUUUAAAGAUGAGAAGCUUAAAUUAUUGACAGACGAGGCGAUUUUACGUGAAGAUAUUUUAGAAAAAACCCAAGAAGAAGUACAACAUGAACAUGAAUAUGAAAUCAAUUGUCUCUUAGAUCAAGAUAUUGACAUUCCAAGAAGUGGAAAAUUUUUUCUGAAUAAAAUUGAAAAACAUCCUUUUACACCUUUUGUUCGAAAAUUAACGGAUUAUGAUCAAAAGAACGAAAACUUGUUAUAUUUUCAAGUAUGGUAUGAUUCUCUUAGUGAAAUAAAAGAUGAUCAAUUAGUAGAACAUAUUGUUUUGUUAUUAAUCAAAUUCGAUCUAACACAAACUAAUUUUCGAAACAACAUAACCGAGUUAAUUAGUAAAAAUUGUACUCAAAAAGAUGAACAAAUUUUAUCUGAAUUUGAAACACGUUUUGAAUCACAAAAGAUCAAACAGUUUAAUCCAUAUUCUAUCUUAAUAGAAUCAUUCAAAUCAAUGGUAAAUCUAUUUAAAAAUAUUUCUCAAACGAAAUUUAAUUUAAAUCAAAUCGAACGAUUUUACAGAGGAAUUCAUUAUAGUUUCAAGAUCGACAUCAAUAAAAUAAAUGAAAAUAUUGAAAAGAUGAAGGUUAUUAAUGAUAAUUUAAAUGAUUUCGAAUUGAAUAAAAUUUUCGUUAAUUUUAUUAAACAAAUCGAAAUAAUAACCAUAGAAAAGUUUUUAGAUAAAAUGAAUAAAAUAAUGAGGAAUAAUUUAUUGAAAAAUUUGAAAUUAGUUUUGAAUUAUUUAAAUAAUCGAAAUGAAGAAAUGAUGUUUUUUGAUUUGGAUAAAGAUUUCUUAAAUCAAUUAUCAAAUCUAAGAAAAGAAUUAGGCAAUUUUAAUAAUAGUUUCUUAAUUAAUAUGGAAAAUGGAUUAAAAAAUAUAGAAAAAAAACGAUUUUUACAAGAUAUUAAUAUUAUAGAUGAUGUUGAACAAAUGAUUCAAAUAUUCGAUUCGAGACGAUUAUUUAGAUUAGAACAUUCGAGUAUUGAUUUUCAUCAUAAUGAUUUACAUUUGACUGAAUUAGAAUUAGAAAUGCUAGGAUUUAAUGAAAAUCCAACUUUCGAAGGACUUAUUUCAUUGGCUACCAAUUUCGAUAAAGUUAUUACGAGUAAAAAGAACUCUUUUUUUGGAGGGCAAAUGAAAAAUGAUACGAAAUUUUUUGAAGUGAUUAUUCAUAAUUUUGAUUAUUUUGCACAAAGUACACUCGACUCAAAUUUAUUGGAAAAAUUUAAAGAAGUUAUAAAUAAGUUUUCUGAUCAGCAACUACGUCAAGAACUUUUACAAAAAAUUGAGAAUAAAAAAUACUUGGAUGAAUUAAUAGCGUUCUUAAAACAAAAAGAUCUCUCUCCAAAAAUUUACGAUGAAAUUGUGAAUAAAUUGCUUUCAUCUGACAUUGAUCUCGAUGAAGAUAAGAAAACAUCUAUAAAAGAAAAAAUUAAUGAUGGAAAGAUUCAAUUGUUAUAUGAAGAGUUGUGUAGUUUAAUCCAUCCUGAUAAAGUAGAAGACAAAUACGAUCAAUUAGAUGAAACAAAUCAAGAUAUGAAUUUCAUAAAAAUAAUUCAAAAACUUAUUAAAGAAAAAUUUCUAAAUGUUAAUUUAGAAAAUAUGCCUUUAUCUAGUAUAGAAAGAGUCAUCGAAACAACUCUAGUACAAGUGUUUGAUGAACUGUAUGAUACCUACAAUGAUGGAUCAUCACGCGAUGAAGCGAAAACUGAUUAUAAAGUACAAAUUAAAUGA
Didymodactylos carnosus is the source of this 2736-nucleotide messenger RNA. The record is from the annotation of a GenBank genome assembly. NCBI's taxonomy places the organism in Eukaryota, Metazoa, Rotifera, Eurotatoria, Philodinida, Philodinidae.